Molecule: messenger RNA, 1533 nt
Organism: Penicillium expansum
Lineage: Eukaryota; Fungi; Ascomycota; Eurotiomycetes; Eurotiales; Aspergillaceae
Product: Major facilitator superfamily domain, general substrate transporter
Exons: 5
Coding region: 1-1533 (510 amino acids)
Biological process (GO): transmembrane transport; carbohydrate transport
Cellular component (GO): membrane
Molecular function (GO): carbohydrate:proton symporter activity
Source: RefSeq, a predicted model, not a curated record
AUGAGUGAAUCACAAAGUUCAACUCAGGAUCCCGAGAAAGAUCAGUCUGUCACACGCACGCAAAGUGCCAAAGGCGGAGAUACACCAGAGACUAGUCUCGUCAAUAUCUUGGUCGUUUCUACUGCAUGCCUAGGAGGAUUUUUAUAUGGCUUUGCGGCCAACGCUCUAUCUGGGUCCCUCUCCCAAACAACCUUCAUUGCAAAGUUCCUAUCAACGCCUGAUGCAACAUCUCGACAAGAUGGUAUGCUUGGAGGUUUCCUCGGAGGCGCCCUGGUUGGGGCUAUCUUGCAGGCACCCCUAUCCAAUAAGUUCGGCCGCCGAAUUGCCAACGCGGUUGCCGCCCUCAUCGUCAUUAUCUCAGGUGCUUUGCAGGCUGGUGCCGUCGAUGCUACCAUGUUCAUCGUUGCGCGUGUCAUUUGCGGCAUCGGAGCGGGUAUGGUAUUCUCGAAUACCCCCGUGUAUAUGAGUGAAAUUUCGCCUCCGCAUACACGUGGAAUGCUAGUCGGUCUGCACGGCGUCGGAACGGUGGUAGCAUAUACCCUGGCUGCUGUUUGUGCGCUGGCCUUCAGUUUUGUCACCACUCAAAUGCAGUGGCGGUUUAUCUUCAUUGUUCUGACCGCUGUGGGUGUUAUCUACUUGGUGACACUUUACUUCAUACCCGAGUCACCUCGAUGGCUCAUGCAACAGGGACGCGAUGACGAGGCUAAACAGGUCUUGCAGUAUCUGCAUCGUACCAAACGAGAUCCUAGAGCUGCUUUUGCCCAUGCUGAGGCAGUACAAAUCAAGGCUCAGGUCGACGCAGAGAAGAAUACCCCCAGCGGCUAUCUCUAUAUUAUGCGCACGGCGUCUCAUCGCAAGCGCGCUCUUUGCUCCAUCUUGCUGUGGACUAUGGGACAGGGAACGGGUAUCACUGCCAUCGCCAAUUUGAUUCCCACGCUGAUGGGCGCGCUGGGCUUUGGUACCACAAUGCAACUUGGGCUUGGCGUUGUGUGGACCGUGUGUGCGGUAAUUGGUUGUGGAAUUAAUGUUUUUCUCCUGGACAGAGUUGGACGAGUCAAACUGUUGGUUAUCGGCGGGUUUGGCUCCGCUGCUAUCAUCAGUGUCAUGGCCGCUCUCGAAAAGUUCUACCUCAAAACAACCUAUACACCCGGCAUCAACGGCGCCGUGGCCAUAUAUUUCAUCUUCGGUGCCUUCUUCACCUCCACGAUUGAAUGUACCGCAUACGUUUAUGGUUCGGAAAUUUGGCCGACGCACCUGCGCAGCGAGGGAGCAACGAUUGCAUUGGUCAGUUUCUUUGGAAAUGCGGUUGCAUACAGCGCGCCUGUUACACUCGCUCUCGCCAAUAUUGGAUGGAAGUUCUAUAUGGUUUUUGUUGCUGUCACUGUUGCAAGUACUAUUGUCAUCAUGUUCUAUUUCCCCGAGACCAUGGGGUCGAGUCUUGAGGAAAUCAAUGGCAAGUUCGGCGACAAGGUCGAGGUGGAGCUUCUGGAUGCGCUUGGUGUUGAGGAUACCAGUUCGCAAGGCACAGUCUGA